Clupea harengus (Atlantic herring) is the source of this 1071-nucleotide messenger RNA. It is a transcript of the gene s100t, whose product is annotated as protein S100-A1-like. The transcript is spliced from 2 exons. Gene Ontology annotation, cellular component: cytoplasm. The coding region runs from base 150 to 485 and encodes 111 amino acids. NCBI's taxonomy places the organism in Eukaryota, Metazoa, Chordata, Actinopteri, Clupeiformes, Clupeidae. Gene Ontology annotation, molecular function: calcium ion binding; transition metal ion binding; calcium-dependent protein binding. The record is from RefSeq and is a predicted model, not a curated record.
UUGAUGGAGCCAGAGGGAAUGUGGAAGCAUGUGGAAUGACAUAGCUUGUCUAAAGUCUAAACAUUUAUUUUUAUCUUUAUUUUUUCCAAAACACACAGACACAAAUACAUGUAUACACAUUCACUUACAGUCUCCUCUCGCCCUGCAGAAUGAGCACCUUCAACACCGAGAAUGCUUCCACCCUGGAGAGUGCCAUGCAGUUGAUGAUUCAAACCUUCCACAAGUACUCUGGCAACGAGGGAGACAAGUACACCCUCAGCAAAGCCGAGCUCAAAGAGAUGCUCACGGCAGAGCUGGGCAACUACCUCGGGAACGCCCAGGACAAAGAUGCAGUGGAAAAGGUGAUGGGUGACCUGGACGGGAACAACGACGGUGAGGUGGACUUCACCGAGUUCAUCAUUCUUGUCGGGGCACUUACCGUGGCCUGCAAUGACUUCUUCCAGGAGUACCACCAAGACGACAAGAAAGCCGCCAAGACGGAGUAAAUGAAGAACAUCCACCUCAGUCUGUAUGUUAAGACAACAUGACCAAUUCGAAGGGAAAGGACGGAGAGAGAGAGAGAGAGAGAAAAGAUAAUAGCGGUAUGUGCGUCUGAUAUCAACACCGAGUUUUCAACCAUACCAUAAUCUUAUCACAGCGGUUAACAGAGCAGGCUCGUGGCAUACAUGAUAAGCAAAAGCAAAUCCGCUUUGUUAGAUGAAUGAAUUGUUUUAGGGAAUGAAAUUUCAAUGACGGUCAUUGUUGAAUUUGUGAAUAUUUUCUCUUGCUUUUCAUUCGUUAUUUUUUAAACCCAUUUGUUUGUUAAUUUAACCUUUUUCUCUUCAAAAGAAUAAAGUAUCUAAGUUCCAAGCAAAUGCAGAGUGUCGCCUUUGUUUUCUUUUUUUUAAAUUAUUAUUUAAAAUGUACGCCUAGUGUGGCCUGUUAGAAUGUACCUGGGAAAUGAAUGCACGCACCAAAUGUGUUGCCACAUGCAGCUUUUCAUGUGUUCUAGCACUAGAUGGCGAUGUUGGACUAUUGAGCUUACACUUCAAAUAAGAAAACGUCAUAGGCCAUUAGCCAAUGCACAUACUG